UGGCUUUCCGGCGAACAGCAACCAGGGGGACGGGAAUGCGGAGCUAGGCAAGGCGACCACUGAUCGCGGCCUGCCGUCGACAGCCUCCAUUCCUGCCCCAGAUCCAGUCUUUGCUUUCCUGAGAACAGCGAUGCCGCUGCCAGGGAGUGCCGCAGUCCCUCCCCGGGCCGGCCCUCGGCCGCCAUACUCCUGGAGGCCACUCAUCUGGCCGCGACCGGGUCGCCGUGUUCGGCCCCGGGCAUCAGCGCUGACGGCGCUUGCUUUUGCGGCUCUCGGUCUGGCAGCAUGCGCAUGCGCCGACCCGACGCUGCCUUACGUGCCCACAACCAUCCUCCUGCCUUCUGGCGGCAGUGGCACGGACGGCUCAGUCGCCUACAUCUUCGCCCCGGCCGGCGACGACCCGAACGCCGUCGACUUCCUGGCCGUCAACAUCUCCUCAACAAUCCACGCCGCCUCGCUGCAGCCGACCAAGCUCACCGCCACGCUCCCCUUCCUCUCCCCCGACGGCGGCAGCUCCACCACGUUUGCUCCCAUACUUCUCCCCAACGGGACCAUCGCGGUCGUUGCCGGCGACUGCUCUGCCGGCUCUUCCUCGUCCCUCUGGACAUACACCCCCGGCCCAGCCGCAGAAUGGACCCAGCACGCCAUCACCCCGUCCGCGGACUGGGACGACGCGCAAAGCGGGCCCUACCACCUCGGUGGCGCCCUCAGCUUCUCCGCCCAGCUCAGCCCCGUCCUCUCGCCCCCGACGCUCUAUCUCUACGGCGGCAUGUGCCCCUCCGCCAACGCCUCGUCCCCCGCGUCCCCCUCAACCUGGCAAUCCGCCGCAACCUACUCCAACCGCAUGCUCCGCCUCUCCCCGGGCACGUCCUCUUCCUCCUACACCCUGACCUACGCCCUCCCCACCGGCCAGCAACCGCCCGUGGCAGAGGCAGGCUUCACGCUCACCGAGCUGCCGCCCUCCAUCACCAACCUCACCGCCACCGCCGCCGACAACAACGGAGGCAGUGAAGCAGAAGCAGAAGCCGGCGGCGCCGCGGGGCUGGUCACGCAGCAGACGACACACGUGCUGCUCGGCGGGCACACGCGCGGCGCGUUCGUCAACAUGAGCACCGCCGCGCUGUGGUCGCUGCCCGAGGAGACGUGGGCGUUUGUCGGCAUUGCGCCGCCGCCCGCGCCCUCCUCGUCGUCGGCUUCUGCGGCCGGGGACGACGGCCGGAACACGGAGCUGGCUGUCCUGCAUCGGCGCGGGAACGACGCCGGCGCUGCGGCGGCGGUGACCGCGGUGGACAGCAGGUCCGGGCACACGGCGGUGCUGAGCGCGGAUGGCACGCGGUUGGUGGUGUACGGCGGCUGGGUCGGCGACGUGGGCACGCCGGCGGAGCCGCAGCUGGUUGUGCUGCGCGUGGGCGUCGGGCUGAGUGGUUGGGUGUGGGAGGUGCCUCCUGGUCAGCCAGGCGGGGAGGGGAAAGGGGUGUACGGGCAUGGGGCGGCGCUCCUGCCCGGGAAUGUGAUGAUGGUGUAUGGGGGGUAUGAGAUCUCGGCCGCGGGAGCGGGAGGAGGGGUCAAGAGACGGCAGGUGGUUGGGGGUGGCGGGCGCAUGUUUUACAACAUUACGAGCAUGACCUGGUCGGAUGAGUAUGUCAGUCCGUUGGCGGGGACAAGUAAGAGCGGUGGCAGCAGCGACGGCGGCAGCGACGGCGGCGGCGGUGGAACUGGUUCGCCGCCGGGGUCAAGUACGGAUGGCAGUGGCAGCAGCAGGUCGGACGACUCGUCACUGCAGAGGAAGAUCGGCUUGGGAGUUGGUCUCGGCGUUGGCCUGCUCGUCCUGCUGGUUCUCGCCGGGCUCGGCCUCCGCUGGUUCCGCCGCAAACAACAGCGGCGCGCAGCGCGUGACGAGGCGCUCCGCGGCCUGGCCCAGGGGGUUGGCGUGAACGGCUCCCUGCCCCGCGCCAUCGGCGAAGACGACGAGAUGCUGGAGCGCGACCACAGCGCGGGCAUCUUCCCCUGGACGGCCGCCGCCGCGCGAGAAUGGUACACUGGCGGCCACGACCCCUACACCCAGGGCCGGCGCUCGCUCGGCUACGAGACGCUCCGCGGCGGCGCGAGGGGCGGAAACUCGCUGUACAUCCCACCGCGCCCACUUUCUUCAUCUGGCUUAUCCGGCAGGCCCAGAGCGGCCAGAGGCCUCUACCAGCCGACCACAGGCAGCGCCUACGACUUCACCCCCCUCUCCCGCGCGCCGAACCGCAUCGAGCCGAUCUACGAAGCAGACGAAGACGAAGACGGCGACCUCGCCGCGGGCCACCACCCCCUCAGCCCGGACAAAGACGAGCGCGACACCAGCACUCACAACAACAACAACAACAACAACAACAACGAUGACGAUGCUGCCGCCGACGACGACGAUGAUGACGACCCCUUCCUAACACCCACCACCGCCCACACCCCCGUCGGCGGCCUCUUCCCUCCGCCAAGCAGCCACCCCAGCCCGCGCACCUCGCACUCGCCGACCCCGCCGCCCCCGGCCGCGCCACAGCAACAAGCCGGAACCGGCCAGCACCAAGACGCCGACGUCCAGGUCUGGGUAAGCGACGUCGACGCCUCCGACCCGCACGCCCUCUUCCCCACGACGAUGACCACGACGCAAGGACCAGGCCGCACCGCCUCCUCCGCGGGAGCGGCAGGGGCAGCAGCGACGGGCGGAGGCGCGGCCCGGCGCCCCCCCGUCUCGUCCUCCGCCGCCCCGUCAUUAGUCUCUUCUUCUUCUUCGUCGGCCUCCGACGACGGCCGCACGGGCAGCAACCUGUCGGAGCGCAGCGCGUUCAGCUUCGUGCGCGGCGCGGCGCCCGAGGACCGCGUGCUCCUCUCCCGGCUGCGGACGACGCUGGCUGCUUCUGCUUCUGCUUCUUCUUCGGCAGCUGCUUCGGCUGCUGCUGGUGGUGGUGCUGCUGGUGGUGGUGCUGCUGGUGGUGGAGGUGGUGGUGCUGCUGGGGGUGGUGCUGGUGGCGGUGGGUUGGGGGCCGGGGAAGCGCCCGGCGGCAGGUCCAGCGCGCAGUCGCACGCUGCCUCGUCGGGGUCGUCUUCUUCCGGGUCCGGGGGCAGUCUGAGCUACAGCACGGCGCGGUCGAAUUUUGCUGCGCUGCGGGCGGAGGGGCCCGGGUUGCUAAUGGGUGGCGGUAGUAAUGAUAGAGCCAGUAAUAGUGGCGGUGGUGGUGCUUCUGGGCAGGCGGGGGACGCAGACGAGGCAGACUGGGAGUUCGUCCCCGGCAGCCCGAGCAAGAGCAAGCCGCGGCGGAGCUGGCUGGGGAGUCUGAAGCGGGUGUUCAGCGGCGGGAGCAGCACGCCCGAGUCGGGCCGCGGCAGCCACGAGGAUGUGGGCAGCAGCAGUCCGACGCGGGAGGGCCUGCUGUGGAGCAGUUCGGACUAUGACGGGCGGCUGUUCGGGGGUGAGGGAGGAACAGGAGGGGGUGGAUUGCAGAGGCGGAGGCAGGGCCGGGAGGCGUGGUUGGGCGGCGCGGAGGGAGACGAGGACGACUGGGACAGGGACAUCGAGCGCGCCGCGGAGCAGCGGACAGUGCAGAUCAUGUUCACGGUGCCGCGGGAGCCGCUGCGCGUGGUGAAUGCCGAGAUCGAGAGGGAGGAGAGCGUGCUGAUUGUGGAUCCCGACGACGAGGACUGCAGCAGUUCGGCCCGUACCGGGGCCGAUGCUGGCGCGGGCGCUGACGGCAGGGCGUCGAUCUCGCCCGCGCACGGUGAGCGGCCGGUCGAAGGGCUACGAGAAGAGGAGACAGAAGGAGUCGGCUUGCGGCCACCGCAGCAGCUCGAGCCGACGGCAGACCAUCGGAGCGAGGCCGAGGCUGCCAACCAACUCUCCACUGGGGGCCUGGAGUCGCCCGUGGGGGUCUCCCCGACGCCAUCACUGCGGGCCUCCACUGUGACGACGCCGACGCUCCUUACCGCCGAGGAGGUGCGCAUGGAGCGGCCGCGGACGAGGGUGCGCGAGAUGGUGGAGAGCAUCGAGUCGCGGAGCCGCGACGGCAGCCCGGCCAGCAGUCCGGAGAGGCGGUCGUGAUUGGGACAGGACGAAUCCGGGGUUGUGUUUC
This is a messenger RNA of Thermothielavioides terrestris NRRL 8126, 4106 nucleotides long. RefSeq lists its product as uncharacterized. The record is from RefSeq and is a predicted model, not a curated record. The coding region runs from base 131 to 4075 and encodes 1314 amino acids. NCBI's taxonomy places the organism in Eukaryota, Fungi, Ascomycota, Sordariomycetes, Sordariales, Chaetomiaceae. The transcript has a single exon.